GGCCCACGCUCCCCAUGGCCAGCAUAGAAGACCUCAUCGCCACCAUCUCAGGCGGCCUCCACGCAGGCCAGCAGGGGAACGACAUCCGAGACCUUCAUGCCAAACUAGCACAGACGAUCAACAAUCCCUUACCGCCGCCUGUCCAUCGCCCCAUCCCACCAUGUACCACAACAUCCGUCUCAGCCGCCGGUAUGCCCCCUCCCGCCCCGGCCUCCUCAUGGAACACCCCACCGCCGAAUGCCGGUUUCCUUUUUUCCACAUCUCCCAUAUCCAAGAUCAAUGGCGCUGGUCCCAGUGCUGGUGGCGUUAGCGGUGGCGGAGGCGGAUCAGCAGGCGGGGAUUUUGAAGUCGCCCAUCAUGUGCAUGAAGGCUGGUCGGUGCCCAUGCCAAAUAUGGGCACAAGCUUUACCGGCCGGCCGAUCCAGCCCAUCGUGCCAAACAGCAAUCAGCAAAGGGAGGAAGGACAGUGGCGACAGAGAAAUCAAGGAUUUACUGGGGACGAGCCGGAGGAGAGGCCAUAUCACGCCUCGGUGCUUCCCAUAAAAGCUAGUCCGAAAGAUACCGGUGGUUUCGCCGAAGAUGCUUUCAAGCCUCUUUGGGAAGACCAGGGGAAAGAUCAGUGGCAAGGGUUUAACCGCCAAAAUCGGUAGUAUCCCAGUAAACAACCGACGUCGUCAAGAUCCAGCCUUUCUCUCGCACGAGAGAUUGAUCUUUUUUUUUUUUUUUAGAAACGCCCGUUGGCGGAAUUAAGAGUGGCUGUACUUGUUGGGACGUUGGAAGAUAAUCAUUUCAUACAUAGAUUUUCUCGCACAUCACUUUCUGGUUAUCACUACAUUUCUCGUCUCAUCGCUCUUGAGUUGUCUAUAUGAGUUCUCUUUUUUUGUCUGCUUCAGUAUCAGUUGUCUGUAUCAGGAUUAAUGUAUUCGUGCUAGAUGGUGGC
Messenger RNA from Cryptococcus deneoformans JEC21, 940 nucleotides. RefSeq lists its product as hypothetical. The record is from RefSeq and is a predicted model, not a curated record. The transcript is spliced from 2 exons. Lineage: Eukaryota; Fungi; Basidiomycota; Tremellomycetes; Tremellales; Cryptococcaceae. The coding region runs from base 15 to 650 and encodes 211 amino acids.